Messenger RNA from Symbiodinium natans, 2400 nucleotides. Lineage: Eukaryota; Dinophyceae; Suessiales; Symbiodiniaceae. The record is from the annotation of a GenBank genome assembly.
AUGCCAACAAUGCAGGUAGGUGCACAGACCGUCGCUGCAUUACCAACACAAGUUGCAGGCACUGUGAUGCCAGGUGUCCAGACAGUGCCCGGCAUCCAAUAUGCAGGCACUCCGACCUACCCAUACAUGGGUCAGAAUGUGCCCAUGCCCACGUAUGCAAGUACACCGCUUGCCUCAUUACCAACGUCAACUUGGAUCCAGCCUGCCCCUGCAAGCGCGCAGAUGCCGGCUUUCCCAACCACGAUCCCAACUUCGCAGUAUCCCGCACCUACCUAUCCAUAUCCUGUGUACCCUGGUUCGGUCCCGUUGGCAUCAGCUGCGCCUCACAGCAUGCCGACAACCGUGGUGGCCCAUCCAACAGGGGCUUCUUCCUCUACGGCCCCUGCCCCACAGCAGCCAGUUCUGGCCAGUUCUCAAGAAGCUGGUGUGGAGGCGAAGGUGAGUGCGGCGCCACUGGUUCCGGCGCCAACUCCAACGAACACGCCUGUAAUGCAUUCAAUUGGUGGUGCCAGCAGCCCUGUGAUGCAAUCCAUGGGUGCUGCCAGCACGCCCGUCAUGCAAUCACAGUCCCCGAUGGCACAGUCUUUUGUGGUCACAGGCACUCCGACGGCCCCGAUGAUGACCUCCUUGCCGGCAGCUUCGCCAGCUGCAGCAGCAGCUUCAGCUUUGCCAGCUUCACCUUUGCCAGCAGCUGCGGCUUCAAGCCCUUUUGGAGUUCCGGCGUCCCUCCCGGCCACCAAUGUCUCGGUAAAGACGCAGUCCAAGGAUCUUCGAAAACCGGGAAAGAAGCCGAAGAAGGGCAAGAACAAGUUUGGAUUCGGCAGGUUUCGGUGCGAGGCCUUGGGCCUGCUGGAAGAGGAGCAGGCCAGCCCUGGACUUGCCCCCAUUCUUGUUUCUGGCCUUGGUGCCAAGAUAUGCCUGACAAGCCUGGACUUGGCCUCGAGCUUGGAGCAUUGGCUACCGCAUCUCCUCUGCGAGAUCGAAGCAAUGAGGUGGAGACUUUCAAGACCCCUGGCAAACGCCGAAGUCGUGGCGGAGAGGCGCCGCUUGAGCCGCGACUUGGAGGAGCUGGAAGACUGUCGCAGGCUCUCAGUCUCAUCUUGGAAAGAAGUGUGCAACCGUUGGGAUGAUGACAUGUUUGUCUCCCAGUGCGUAGUAUUCAUAGGAGUGAAGUUCGAACGGAGGUUUCGAGACCCAGGCAUUGAUGCAGACACCUCGAGUUCUGGGGCAUUGUACUUCGGGGCCUCGCGCGAUGUGAGGCUGAGCAUGUGGCAGACGCACUUGAGCGAGCUGUCUGCUGAGCAGAAGGAAGCAGAGAAGCUUCGGCAGGACACCUCCAGCCUGCGGAGUAAGCUCUCAAGCUGCGAGGCAGAAGCAAGCGACAGAGCGAGAAGGCUGGUUGAGACCAGAGUUCAGGUGCAGGACAAGGUUCGAGAGCUUGCCAGCACGCAUGAGCAGCUGAACAAGAAGUUCAUCGAAGUCGCCAAGGAAAGAGAGGUGAGUGACCAGCUGCGCUUGGAGAAUGGGCAACUGAUUGCUGCCAUGAAGGAGGCAGAACGAAAGUUUGUGGCAGUGCAAGCCGAAGUCGCAAGCUUGAAAGCCGAACUGAUGGCAGACAAAGUACAGCUCACACGAGUACAAGCGCGCAACACCGAACUUGAGGCCAAUUCGGACGAACUGCGAGCACGCAGUCGAGAGCUGGAGGAGGAACUUGCUCAGGAGUCACAAGCAUCCUCCGAGGCAGCGCAAAGACUGCAACUGCAGGAGCGACAGAUCGAAGACUUGCAGAGACAGUGUGGGCAGGAGCAGGCAGAGGCUCAACAAGCUCGUCAAGAAUGCCAGAGGUUGUCAAAGGAGGCCGAGGCUGGCCAAGCCCAGAUGGUUGCCUUGACGCAGGAGCUGGAGGCGCAGCGCGAGCUAGUCCUGUCUAUGGAGGCUGAGCUGGUGCGUGGGCAGAAGGAGCUUUGCGAGGCUGUGUUCUGUCGACUCCGCGAAUUGUUUGAGUCGUACGUCUACACAGAAGAGGGGAGCUGUGCACAUGAUGUUACCGGCACAGCGCCCGUGCAGGUUGUUAAUGAGGUCUUACGCCCGUUGGGCACCGGAGCCUUCCACGCUGCCGUGGAAGUUCAUGGAAGGGAGUGGAGCUAUGGGCAGACGGCGAGAGGCCCUGGAAUCUUUGAGAAUCAGCCAGCGGCGUGCGGGCAACACUCGUACCGGGAGGCGAUUCACAUGGGCUUCACAGACUUCUCGCCGUUCGAAGUUCAGAUGAUUCUUGCCGAGAUGGCUAAACGCUGGCGUGGUCGAGACUACGAUGUGCUCAGCAAGAAUUGCUGUCACUUCAGUGACGAGCUGUGCCAACUUCUUGGGGUUGGUCAGCUUCCCUCCUGGGUUGGCUCCUGA